GAAGGUUCGUCAACAAACACACUGACAGACCUGAGCUUGUGAGGACAUGGUCCAGCAGUUUACCCUACCAAGCCUUUUGUUUUCAUGAAACAAAUCUGGUGGUCUUAAUCAUCCUGUUUGACCAGGAGUAAAUGUAUAAGCCUGAAAGGGUGUGCAGUGUUGUGAGUGUUGAAACAGAGGGUGUAGAUUCUUCAGAGGAGCUGGGUUCUACUUUAUCACUCAGUCUCAAAGAUGGCAGAACUGAUCGCCACUGCAUAUAAACCACUAAUGCUACAGAUUUUUUCUCCACUCCUGCUCAUUUCUGUUUCGACGAUCAUUGGAACUACCCCAUUGGUUGCUUGGAGCUUGAUGCUGAUUAUACAGUUAUCAAGAUGUUGAUGAUUGGAUGACUGUCAGGAGCUCACUUCUCAUUGGAUAGUACCUAGAGACUACCAGCUAUCCCACAGCUCUUGGUCAUGUGGUGGGUUCUCCUGUUGGUGCUGGUGUCUCUAAUUAUGUUGACGGUGUGUGGAAACGCAUUGGUGUGCUUGGCUGUGGCCACCAGCCCCAAACUGCGCUGCAUUGCCAAUGGUUUUGUUGUGUCACUAGCGGCAACAGAUUUGCUACUGGGCCUGCUGGUGCUGCCCUUCUCUGCGGCCUUAGAGCUGCACCAGGACUGGCCGUUGGGGAGCGCCCUCUGUAAUGUCUACAUUAGCCUGGACGUCAUGCUCUGCACCGCCUCCAUCCUCAACCUGCUCGCCAUCAGCAUGGACCGCUACCUGGCGAUCACUGCCCCAUUAAAGUACCACACCAGGGUCACGCCUGCCCGCUUUGCUGCAGCAUUGGUGCUAAUUUGGACUGUGUCCCUCACUGUGUCAUUCCUUCCUAUACACUUGGGAUGGAACACUCUAGACUUCCGCAUACAGAACCAGAACCUGGACCAUGCUCAGGUAGCCAGUGAGAAGAUGUGUCGCUUUGAGUGGAAUCGCAGUUAUGUGCUGUUGGACUCACUGGCCACCUUCUACCUGCCCCUGUUGGCCAUGUGUCUGAUGUACUAUCGUAUCUUCCGAAUCGCGCGAGCUCAGGCUAGACGGGUUGGCGUCGCCUCUGCCUUGCGGGACCACAAAGCCACAGUGACGCUGGCAGCCAUUCUGGGGGCCUUCGUUUUCUGCUGGUUCCCAUACUUUACCUUCUUCCUUCUCAUGGGACUGUGUGAGGAGAGGAAGCCCCCAAAGGAACCCUACUCCAUUGUGCUCUGGUUGGGCUACACUAACUCUGCCCUUAACCCACUGCUGUAUGCUACUCUGAACCGCGACUUCCGUCGCGCAUAUGGCCGGCUGCUGCAUUGCCCGACAGUGCUCAAGACCCCUAGAGUGUCCAGCCUGAUCUCCUGGCAACAAAGGUCCUUAAAGGAGACUUCUGGAUGUUCGAUACCUUGUGACAUUGUGACCACUGAGGAGGAGCAGUGACAGUUUUCAGGAGGGUGAUUCAAACGUUAUCAGAAGCACACAUACUCAGUCUUUAGCUGCCGAACUGGAUUCUAGCGUCAGGCCAGU
This is a messenger RNA of Paramormyrops kingsleyae, 1535 nucleotides long. Its product is annotated as histamine H2 receptor-like. Gene Ontology annotation, biological process: positive regulation of MAPK cascade; adenylate cyclase-activating adrenergic receptor signaling pathway. Gene Ontology annotation, molecular function: G protein-coupled receptor activity. NCBI's taxonomy places the organism in Eukaryota, Metazoa, Chordata, Actinopteri, Osteoglossiformes, Mormyridae. The record is from RefSeq and is a predicted model, not a curated record. Gene Ontology annotation, cellular component: plasma membrane.